Molecule: messenger RNA, 643 nt
Organism: Linepithema humile (Argentine ant)
Lineage: Eukaryota; Metazoa; Arthropoda; Insecta; Hymenoptera; Formicidae
Gene: Muted
Product: biogenesis of lysosome-related organelles complex 1 subunit 5
Cellular component (GO): BLOC-1 complex; transport vesicle
Source: RefSeq, a predicted model, not a curated record
UAUUUGUAUAUGCGUGAUAUAACUUAUCAUGUGACAAAGUGUUGCCGUCUGACAAUACACCGCCUGUUUCCACACCGACAUGGCGUCUAUAAUCAAAGACACGGGCGAAAUCUGGAGCAGAUUGUUCGACCAUCGUCCGUUCGUUCAAGGAGAAAUUACAUUCUUUUUGCGCGAAUUUCAGGAAAAAAGAGCUGAUAGAGAAGUGGAGCGUUUGUUUAAAAUACUAGAAUAUACAACAGAACUGAAAGAAAGCCAAUUGGAUCGUACUGAACAGCUUGGUGAUUGUCAUUUACCUAGUCUUAAAGCAAAUGUGGAUGUUGCACUGAGUAUGUGCAACCGUGUUUUACAGAGAGAAGAAAAUUUUGUUAGUGAUAACGCUUUAAGACAAAACAGAUUAAUUAGAAAAGUUGAGUGGGAGAAAUUCAUAAAUGAUAUGAGUGAUAAAUGUCAGGAAGUGGAUCAAACUUUUCAACAGAAAGAAAACGAGAUACAGGAUUUCUAUAUUGAUUUGGAAAAGAAAUUGCAUAUUACAACAUGAAAAUAAUACAAUCUCUAAUCUAUUCAUCUGUAUUAUUGUGUCUUAAUACUUCAGCAUUUAAUAAGAGAAUUUAAUUUAUGUAAUUUUUUUUUUUUUUAAGAGAAA